Molecule: messenger RNA, 12450 nt
Organism: Parnassius mnemosyne (clouded apollo)
Lineage: Eukaryota; Metazoa; Arthropoda; Insecta; Lepidoptera; Papilionidae
Source: the annotation of a GenBank genome assembly
AUGUCGGACACAAUUGAUUUAGAGAGGAACAAUCUCUGUACAACACAAGACGCAUUUGAACAUUUUCAAGCAGUCUCUAUGUAUGAAGAAAGUGAAUAUAUUGCUCUGCCUAACACAUCAAUCGCUCAGCCUGGGACUGCAGGAUCGACAAAUGCUUUAAAAGAUUUAUCAUGUGACACCGAAGUCGAAAUAUCUUCGACAGUUGAUGAUCAAUUGCAAAGUGUAAAAAGUACAUCAAUACCAUGUAAAGAAACGAAAAAAGCCGUAAGGGUAAAUUCGGAAAAGAAAGUGAUUUGUAAGAAGUCAUCAAAGUCGAAUGCUAGGACAAAUAAGAGAGGUAGGAAAAAGAAGAAUUUGAAUGGUAACAAUGGGACCGACCGACCGACCGUAAAUAUAAGUCCUGUACCUUUAUCACAUACAAGUGAUAUUGCCGAAGAUGUAGCUAUGGACGAAAAAGACAGUGAUAUUAGAGAUCACCAAGUAAGCACUACACAGGGCAAUUCGGGAACUAUUGAAGAAAAGAUUUCAGUUAAAAAUGUUUCAAAAAAAAGUAUUAAUAAAAGCCAUAACAAGAAAAAUACUGCAGGUAAAAGAGGAAGACCACGGCUUUGUGAUAAGCCUAUACCUGCAUCUCAGAAAUUCAAAAGCAAUGAAAGCAUAGAUAUAGAAGAAAACCAAAACAAAACUAAAAGUAAUAAAGGCAGGCGUGGGCGACCAAAGAAAUUAAGCAAAGUAAUGAAUACAAAAUUAAUACCAGAAAAUAUUGAAAGUGAAAUACAAACUGAAAGUACUCUGGAACUUACUAAACAUGCAGAAUUGAAUUCAGCCCCAGAAGAUUUACCAUUAGUAAAAUUGAAAAAUGAAAAAUCAUUAGAUGAAUAUAAUAAAGAAGUAAGUUGUGAUGUUGGUAGAUUACAGAAGAAAAAGUCUAUUGAAAAGAAUAUGUCAGCAGAAAAAAUGCUUAGUAACCCAGAAUGUGUACCAGAUUCAGUGUUAAAAGAAAGUCAGGGCAUUGUGGAGAAUACUUUUAGCAAUAAUGAUGUCAACAACUUAAAUGAACAAACUGAACAAACUGAAAAUAAAUGUAACUUAAAUAAUUCUAAAGAGGCUUGUGACGACAGUUUAUCAAAAAAUAAUUUUCCCGAUGAUGAUGAGGCAGAUGAUAUUUGCUUAAGUAAGCUAAAAAAAACCCUUGAAACUUCCAAGACUGAAGACUUACCUGUGAGAACUGAAGAGCAACCUAUAAAUUCAUCAGACAUUAAUGUGAAAGAAAAUGAUGUUGUAGUGAAUGGUAAUGCUAUUAACUCUAAAAUGCCAAAUAUAACAGGUUAUGAUAUAUAUAAUGAUAAUAACAGUAUUGUUGCAAAUGAGCAAAUUAUGAGUGAUGUAGACAAUGCUAAAAAUGAUGAUCAUAAUCUGUCUUGCGUAGCUGAAAGUUCUAGGGGGAGACCUUUGCGUAGAAAGGGUAAAAAAACUUUACAUUAUGAUGAAGGGUCUGAUGAAGAUCCUUUUGCAAAUGUAGAAUUAUCUGAUGAUGAUGGUGAACCUAGAAGAUCUAAAAAGGGAAGGUGUUACUCUGAUGAUGAAUAUAUACCGGGUAGAAAGCGUGGACGAAUUUCUUCAUCAGAUACAACAGACAGUGAUAUAGACAAGAAUGAAGAGGAGUUGAAAAAAACAAAAAAGAAACGUGUUAAUAGUAAGAAUACCAAGCAAAAGGGAAAGAAGCAUAAUAUAGAUUCACUAAGAGGUGAGACUAGUCAGUCAAUGGAUAUGGCAUUAACAGCUGAUGAAAAUAGUCAGAGAGAAGAUGGUGUUGAUGUUGGCUUAGAGAGUAAAGUUAUUAGAAUAGAUGAUGACUAUUCCUCUACAUCUUCUAAUGUGUGGGGCACAACGCACGAGUUUGAAAACUUCUUAGCAAAAAAAAUUCAAGGCACAAAUUUAAAAAUACAAAAGGUAUCAAACAUCCAACCCAGAGCAAUAACUCCUUUAGAAAUUCCAGUUAUUGAUCCAAACAUGGCUAAAAAAACAGUUGAAAUGAGUGCUCAAACAAAUGCUAUUCAAACAAAAACUGCAUCAGCACAAACUAGUACACCAUAUGACAUUCCAAUGAAAAAUAAUGUUCCUCUUUCAGCAGAACAAGCUGAAAAGGCAUGUGAAUUUUUAAAAGAUAUUGUAAAAACAACUUCAGAACUAGGUGAAUUAAUGACUCAAAAAUCGGAAGACUUUAUUCAGAAGAAAAUUAACACAAAGCAUGUUACUGAUACAUUUAAAAUGGAUUACUGUGUAAGAAAAUCAUUUUUAUUAUUUAAACUUGCCAAGCAUAACCUAAUGCAAAUGGAAGAAGAUUUAUCUAAACAAUAUGAAGAAUUUUUGAAGAAAAAUGAUUUACUGCAAUAUAGGGAGGUGCCAAAAAGCAUCACACCUCAAAUAAGGUUGAUUGAUAGUGACAGUGAUUGCGAAAUAAUAGAAGAUACACAGCCUAAAAAAAAUUCAAAAUCCAAGGAACAGCCAAAGUUCAAUCUCAAAACUGUAUUUCUCAAUAAAGAAUUAUCAAUAAAAAUAGCUAAAAAGCCAAAUGAGGAACCAAAAGGUAAAGAUAAAAUUAAUAUCAAAGGCAAGCGUACUGUAUGGCUUAAUGACUCUGUGAUGGUAAAAAAAGUACAACCAAAACAGUCUUUUUUAGCCCAGGACAGCCGCAAUAAAAAACCCCCUGAUACAUAUGUCACUUAUAAAAUGGUAAGAGAUUUUUUUAAAGAUUAUUACCGUCAGACUGCAAUAUCUAUUUGUGCUCCAUUUAUUACCACAGAAUGGUUUUGCAAGAAAAAAAGUUAUGUUCACUGCAAUUACUUUUGUGUAAGACCAUUAGAAUUUAAUACUAGACCUAGUUAUUUUCAAAAUGGUGAAUCAACAAAUAGCUUAGAUGCCUCAGGGUCUGACAUCAAUACAAAUGAACAAUCUAGUGGCAAUGUUAAUGAUAGAACUUAUCCAAAGGCAUUGCUUUCAUUAUGCGUUCAAGUUCUACAAAACAAUCUGAUUCACACCAUAAACAAGCAGAGAUAUCAAGAAGUCUGCGAUAAUACUAACAAUGCACAUUAUACGCGAGUAAACCCAGAAACAUUAUUUCGGCUAUGUGUAAAUAACAUAAGAUGUAUAUUAAGUGAAAACAACAGUAAGAAGAUAGAGUCAAAAUUACCAAACAGUAAGGGUGGGAUAGUUGAAGAAAAAAUCAACUCACUAAAAACUUUAUGUUACAAAAUAAUUGUUAAACAAAUUUUUACAUCAUACUCUAUAAGAAAUAACUGUAACAUCUUGUUGACACAUAAAUUACCUGAUAAUCAUAAAAGCAAUACAGUUAAUUCAUUAUUCUCACUAUGUGUAAACAUUGUGCAAAAAAGUCAAAAGACAGAUAAUAAUUAUAAGCAUAAGUGUAAUAAAGUUUAUUUAUAUUCACCAAGUUCUUUGAAAUAUAUAACUUUUUCUUACAUAUUAUCCCUUAUGAGAAAUAGUGAGAAUGACAACCACAAAAGUAAUUAUACAGUGAUAUGUAACUUAAAUAUUGAAGAAACUAAUGGGUUAUUAAACAAUAAUAAUGAGAAAUUUGCAAUUGAUAUGCAUUUUAUAAAAUGUAAUGAAAAAAAAGAAUUACUUCAAAAAAAUUACAAAUUGGAAAAUAUUCAAAAUUGUAAUUCUGUAAAAAAUAAAAUAAAAAAAUUGUCGAAAAUUUGUUUUGAGAAAAUUUCUUUAAUUUUUGGUGAAAAUUACCAAAAUAAAACGUUAGAGUUCAACUCCAUACAAAUAAAUUCUGUCAACACGGUGCCAGAGGAGUUGUUUUCCAGUUUGCAAAACAUUUCACCAAUCUAUGAAGAGGAUGCUGAAUGCUGUGAUGUUGAAGACACAAAUAGUAAUGACGAGGAUAUAUAUGAUGAUUACAGUGAAGAAAUUAAUCAGUCAGAAAAAUGUAAAUGGGAACUAAAACAACAAUUAACACUACCUACAUGUCCUUUAACUAAAGCUUGUGAAAAUACAAGUUUAAUUCAAAUACAAAAAUCAAAUACAGAAAUUAUUAGACCCGAAAUAUCUCAAGUGAAAUCAGAACCCUUUGAAGAAGACAUUCUAGAAAAUGAAGAAAUUCCAUUUAUAAAAAUAGAACAAGAUGAACAUGACGAGGAAUCUAGUUUUAGCCCACUACUUAAUAAUGUAGUGGCUGCAAAACAAGAAAAUGUUUUUCAACCAUCUAAUGUGUUGACCAAUGAAAGAGUAAACAAUGAUUAUAAUGAAUCAUUCUUAAACGAAGAAGAAGAAGGAAUGUUUGAUUAUGAUAAUAGAGAAAGCUUUAAUCAUGAAGAAAAAGUUUUCAGUCAGAGUUCCCUUAGGGUGCGUAGACAAUUUGAACCUGAUUCUGACACUGAAGCUGAUAAUACUAUGAGCUUAUUGGUACCACACACAUUUGAAUCAUUAAAUAUUGAUAAAGUUAGAAGCUCACUUAUGGAAAAUAAUACUUCUGAUGAAGAAACAGUUACACAAAAACGAACACCGAACAAAAAAAAGAUUGAAAAGCGGAAAACAAAACCAAAACCUUUACUAACCAAAAGAAAUAAAGAUGUUUCUAAAGAAUUACCAGUGACUAAUGAAGUUGAUUUGUUAGCUGAAAAAAUGCAGAAUAAAAUAAGACAAACAGAGAAAAACACACACAGUUCUGACUCUGAAACAGAAAAUAUUGCUUUAAGUUUAAGAAGCGAUAGGAAAACAAAAAAAGAUAGUAUAAAAGAUUCUGAUUUGAUAAACAAAAUAAUUCUGCCUGAUGAAAUACAGUGUACUAAUGUAGAUUCUACACAAAAGAUAGUUGAUCAUGUGGAGAACAUAUCCAAAAAUGAUGAUAAAAAUUCAGACUGUUGCAAUUUAAACAAAAAUGUAUUAUUAGAAUAUAAUAAAUAUGUUAACGAUCUAUAUACUAGAAUGAAAUUAUCAAGUGAUUCAUCAGAAUUAAAAAAUGAUUCAAAAGUAGUGUCAAAUAGUCAGUUUAAUGAAGAAAAUGAAGAAUCAGAUAGGUCAUACUCACCUGCAAUAAAUCCUGAUGAGCCCAUUGAAUUAUUACAAUGUGAACCCAAUUUGUCCUUUCUUAGCAAUGAUGUUGAUGAAGUAACUUUAACAAAAAACGAUAACCAAGACGAAAGAGGUCACGAUACAAAUAAAACAUUUAAAAAUGACCCUAGCAGUAAAGAUGUAAAAACUAAAAAUCUUUUACCAAUAAACCUUAAUGAGUGGGAAUGUUAUCCUGUUAAUAUUAAUGACACUAAACUGUAUCAACAAGCUGUUGUGGUUUUAGAAAAAUUACCAGAAGCAUUUGUUGAGACAUAUUUCAAAUAUCAAGAUAUUCUUUGCCGAGAUAAAGAUGAUAUGGAAGUAGAAAGAUUAACAAACCUACAAUCAUUGCAUCGAACGAAAUAUCAAAAAGUUCCAUCCAAAGCAACAGACAAGCCUAAUGGUAAUACUCUACGAAAAUCCUUAAAUUCUCGUUCAAAUUCGCCAUCUUUAGAUAUUCACCAAGAUAGUGAUAGCAAAGAAUUAACAGCUUCUGAAGACGAGCUAGAUAAUGCUGAUGAAUUGAUCCCACCUGUACAGCAACAAAUCUCUGAAAACUGUUUGGCGAAGAAUACACUUAUGGAAGAAGACAAUGACAAUGAUUUACUACCCGAUAAACCCAUUAAAGAAGAACCAGAAGAUAUUGAAGAAAACCUAGACUUAGUGACAAAAAAUAAACAAAUACAGCCAAAAAAAAUUAAACAUAACCAAGAAAUUAAAGGCAUCAAAACAAAAUUAGCUACAGAAGCAAAAAUAAAGUUAGAAGAUGAGAAACCUCAAGAACCAUUAAUGUUGACGGCAGAUAAAGUGAUGAAUAAAGAACUAACAUUAUUAAACACACCCGUUGUAAUGAGGGAUGACAUCAGUGAUAGCCUAUCUAGAAAGAGCUCUUUAAGAAAUAGUUCUAAAAGAGUAUCUAAGAACUCUGUAAACAAAGAUCGCGUAGAAGAACAAGAUCAUUCUUCUUCUGAGGAGGAAAAGCAAUGGGUUAACACUAAAGAAAAACUUCUAAAAAGAAUGGAAAAGAAGCAGGAAGAUUCCAGCAUAGACGAUGCCAAACGCGCCAAGCUUGUGAGUGAAUUCAUAGAAAAAUGUGAAGCACCAGAGUCACGUAAAAGGCAUGUUCGCGGUCGAGGAACGCGUUCCAGAAAGAAGUUUUGGGAGCGUCAAAAACAAUUGAGUGUUCUGUCAAAGGAGCUUUUUGGUGAGUCUUCUGAUGGUUCACCGCUACCAGGGAAGAAAUUUUCACAUGCAUUUGGUAAAGGGCGACGCAAUAUAAGAAAGGUUAUAGACAAAAAAUCUUUGGCGAGGAGUACUGUGAUAGCGAAUAUGGAAGAGUUUGAGCGCAAACGUCGCCUGAUCAUUCGCCAAACAAGACUGAGGAAACUGCUUGACUGCGAGGAAGGUCAGAAUAUUCUAGUCAUAAACCAGGAAGUGUGUCUCGAAUACGAUUUUGAGAAACAUUCCCCCGUUGUUACUAUCCACCCUUUCUUUACAAAGGUCAUGAAAGCUCAUCAGUGCCACGGUGUGAAGUUCAUGUGGGACGCUUGCUUCGAGAGCCUGGCGAUGAUAGAGGCGGGCCACCCCGGCGGCGGCUGCAUACUAGCGCACUGCAUGGGGCUCGGCAAGACUUUGCAAGUGUUGGCGUUGCUCCACACAGUAUUAACACAUCCGCGUGUCGGCAUACAACGAGUGCUGGUGUGCUGCCCGCUCUCCACUGUCCUGAACUGGGUCGAUGAGAUCCACAAGUGGAUCGGACCUGUCACAAACAAGCUCAAGGUAUUUGAGUUAUCGAAGCUAAAGAAGACUUAUGAAAGAGCAUAUCAACUUGAAGACUGGUACAAUGGAGGCGGUAUCUUCAUUAUCGGUUACGAGCUAUUCCGAAAUUUGUCAACGUUGGAUCCUGUAUUGGAUGGAAUUCGCCCAACAAUAGUCAACAAAAUUCGGAUGGCCCUGUUGGACCCGGGCCCGGACAUCAUAGUUUGUGACGAAGGCCAUCUCCUAAAGAACGACAGUUCAGUGCUCGCGGUCGCUAUGAGCAGAGUUGCGACCAAACGCCGCAUCGUUCUCACCGGGACCCCAAUGCAGAAUAAUCUCAGAGAAUAUUAUUGUAUGGUGAAUUUUGUCAAACCCAAUCUGCUCGGAAGCUAUUCGGAAUAUUCCAACAGAUUCGAGAACCCAAUUAUGAACGGCCAACACCGUGAUUCAAGAGAGGAGGAUAUUAAAUUAAUGAAAGCGAGGACGCACAUCUUGCACAAGGUGUUAGAAGGUUGCUUACAACGUCAAGAGGCGUCGGUACUAUAUCCGUACCUCCCCAAGAAACACGAAUACACCGUGUUCAUACCUUUGACGAAAUGUCAAAGCGAUCUGUACAAGCAUUAUUUAACGCAUUACACAAAGGUGGCCAAGCAGAGUACAUUGAGAGAUUUCCACAUACUGCAGAAGAUAUGGACUCACCCGCAAGUGCUGCAUAACUUCCAAAUGAAAUCGCGGGAAGAUAAUAAUAGCAAAAUUAAAGUGGAGAAGAUAGAAGAUGACCUGGCAAAUGAAGAUUUGACGGCCACAGAGGACAUAAAGCCGGCGCAAACGGAGGUCUGGUGGCUGCAGUACUUGGAAGGGGGCAAUAUGCUCGACUCGUUGGAGAGCUCCAACAAAUUGCUUGCUGUCUUCCAUAUACUUGCCGAGUGCCUUGCUCUAGGAGAUAAAGUCCUGUUGUUUUCGACGUCUCUGUUUACAAUGGACACCCUAGAGUAUUUCCUGAAACGCAUUAACAACUGGAGCUUAGGACGAGAGUACUACCGGUUGGACGGCUCUGUGCCCGCCGAGGUGCGCCAGAAGUGGUGCCGCGAGUUCAACGCAGACAGCAACCAGAUAACCAAAUUAUUCCUUAUAUCAACUCGGGCUGGCUCGCUGGGGCUCAACAUGACAGCAGCUAACCGUGUCAUUAUUCUUGAUACUUCAUGGAACCCCGCACACGACAUACAGAGUAUCUUUCGAGUUUACCGAUUUGGGCAGAAGAAGGACUGCUAUAUAUAUAGGCUGGUCGCUUUGGGUACAAUGGAACAGAAGAUCUACGAGCGUGCCGUGACGAAGCAGGCAGUAGCAUGCCGCGUAGUGGACGAGCAACAAAUUGAUCGCCACUACAAUAUGGAUGAACUCACCGAAUUAUACAAAUUGGACGAGUCGGGGUCGGGCGUGGCGAGCGGCGUGGCGGUGGGCGUGACGGACGUGGCGCUGCUGCGCGUGGCGCGCGACGUGUCGCUGCACGCCGUGCACGAGCACGACUCGCUGCUACGCGGCUCGGCCGAACAGCAGCUGCCCGAGCACGAGCGCGCGGCCGCCUGGCUGCAGUUCGAGCAGGAACAAGCGCACACGCAAAUGCAGAACUUAGGACAGAGCGCGUUUAAAACGCCAACAAAACGACUUCAUGGUCAUGAUUAUGCAAAAUCACCAGUACAUUCACCAGUUGAAAUAAAAAACGAGAAUGACGAAAAAGUACCAAAAGAAAAAAUCAAACUAAGGUCAAGAAAGACUCGUAAAAAUUCUUUCAAAGAUAGAAUACUUUUAGAACAAGAACCCAGCACUAGUAAGAAAGUCGUAACUGAUGAUACCACUAAUAAAGAAAGUGUGAUGGUACAACAGAUCAAAAACAUUUUAGUUCAAAAUGACUUUCUUAAUCAUUACCACGCCUCCGAUAUAGAGAAUUUCGUAACAAAGGUGCGCCAAGUUGUUGACGAUGGUCUUAAAGCAGGUCAUGCUAAUGUCAGUGAUAUUGUAACGGAAAGUAUAUCAAAGGUAUUACUUAACUCGGAUAUUACAGCUGUUGUUCAAUCGUCUGCUAUAAUUCCCCAAUGUUUUGAGGAAUCUAAAAUGGAACAUAUGCAAACAACCUCAAACAAUGAGAUAAGCAUUAAAAAAAGCAUCAAGAAAGAGGACAGCGAUGAAACUAAAGAAAGCACAACUAAAAAUAAAAACAAAUGCUCAAAUAAAAAAGAAAAUGGAAGGAAACGAACUUCUGAAAAGGAGGAACAAUUAACAUCUGGCCAAAUCAAAGACAUUAGUACAAAUAACAUGCAUAAAAGAAGAAGAAAAGCAGCAUUAAAGGCAAGAGAACACCUGGAUUCAUUGGACUUAACAUUUAAUCAAGAUGACGAUGAUGAAUGGAAUAAUAGUAGUAUUUCAUCGUUAAAGAAACAUAAAGCGAGGCAAAUUAAAAGUGAAACUGUUACCUGUAAUAAAGACAAAGAAGAUCUGAUGCAGUACGAGAAUUCAUCAUUAAAGAAACAUAAAGCAGGGCAAAGUAAAAGCGAAACUGUUACCUGUAAUAAAGAAAAAGAAGUUCUGACGCAGAACGAAAAUUCAUCAUUAAAGAAACAUAAAGCAGGUCAAAGUAAAAGCGAAACUGUUACCUGUAAUAAAGAAAAAGAAGUUCUGACGCAGUACGAUAAUUCAUCAUUAAAGAAACAUAAAGCAGGUCAAAGUAAAAGCAAAACUGUUACCUGUAAUAAAGAAAAAGAAGUUCUGACGCAGAAGGAAAAUUCAUCAUUAAAGAAACAUAAAGCAGGGCAAAGUAAAAACGAAACUGUUACAUGUAAUAAAGAUAAAGAAGUUCUGACGGAGAAUGACAAAAUUUUAAACAGAGAAAAAGACAAUUCAGAUGAAGAAACACUUUCCAGCUCUUCCAAACCAGAAGAUAUCAAUAAAAACGGAAUAGAAAUGAAUAGUAUACUUCUAAGUGAUGACGAUGAUGACCUCAUUAUAGAACCUAAGCAACCUGAAACCAGCAAAAAAGUAAAGAAUACAGUUGAAAGACAAAAUGAAGAUAACGAUAACGAAAAUGAACAGAUUCCCUUACAUCCAUCGUUGUUAACCAAUAAUAAUUUUAUUAAAAUAGUAGCGCAUACAUACUUGACGGGCAAUCCUAUGUUAGAUGAAGAUGCUGCUGUUUUAGCUGCUCAAUACAGUACGCAUAAAGCAUUAAAGGAAAUUGAGAUGACCGGAAAAGACUUGUGCAGUGGACCCAUUUAUGAUAUUGCUGUCAAUGUAGUUGGCAAGGAUACUUUAAAGAAACUUUACACAAGCAACAUUAAUCAACCUAAAGUUGAUAAAUCAAAAACAAACCAAGCAAAUGAAGAUGAUCGUGAACAGGAGCAAACUACAAAUGAUGAGCCCCAAGUAAACCAAUCAAAGGUUGAUCUAAAAUCCAAAAAACUAAAAGAUAAAAAACAUUCUAAAGAUAUGCAGUCGUCAAAAUAUCAAAAUAAAUCGAAAUCAAUUAAAAAAAGGGUUAGUGCAAAGCAAAUAGAAGAAAGAAAAAAAUCCUCGGACUCUGAUGACUUGUUAAUGAUUUCUGAGGAUUCCAUAAGUUUAAAAACUGAUGCAAGUAUAAAAAAAGAGAAUAGCAAGAAAAGCAAGCCUCUAUCAUCAAAACUUGAAAAGAAAAAAGUACUAAAAAUGGGAACAUAUCCGCUAGAAAAAGUUAAAAAAAAUUCUUCGACUUCUACAAGUCCACCAAAGCUUCAAACUUCUAUUCCUGAAGCAGUCCCCGUUGAACUAAUUAGAAGUUCAACAAAUUCACCCUCCCAACAAUCAACGAUGGCAUCCGCUGAGUGCAUUCUUCCUGACGAUGAUGACAACUUCCUCGACAGCGAUGACGAUGCUGUUUACCUGAUUAACGAACCUUCGCCGCCAGUAAGCAAAAAGUCCCCCACUCAGCAGGGCAUCUCGAAAUCUUUCAUAUUUGACAAUAUGUGGGACUCGAAAACUUCUUCCCAGAAAAACGAGAUAGCAAGUGAUACUCCAUCAAUAUCAACACCUCCUACACCAUCCUUAGCAAGAAUCUCCUUAGAAAAUAAAGCUAAUACACCAAACAACGAAUCUUCUAUCAUAAUUCCUGAUGUUUACUUAGAUAAUGAUCCGAUGGAUAACGUAAAGGAACAGGUUCCUGCUAAGGACACUGCCGUCACGAAUACGACUGUUGGUUCUCCUACAAUCUGCUUAGAUAGUGACGAAGAAGAAGAUACUCCUGUAAUGCAUGAGGUGGCUAAAGGCACCAUUUCUAAUCCAGAUACAAAUGUACAAAUUACUCAGCCACCUCUAUCUGUUACGACAAUGGCAUCAAAUGUAGUACCACUUCAAAGCUUGUCAACUUUAAAUACUCCCGUGUCUAGUACUCCAGAAACACCGAGUGUUGCACCAGAUAAUCGGAUUAUGAUUCCUUUAGACCAAUUACAACAUCGUUUACAAAUUCUUAAUCAUCCCAAGGUAGGCGAGUCUGCUGCAAGUGAAGUUGACUCAAUAAAAGAUAUUAACCUUACCCAUAAAAUACCCGUUCAAAAUAAUAAAGUUACAAAUACUCCGACAUCUCUUCCUGUAAAACGAAUAUGCAAACCUGGUGAUGUUAUACGAAUCAAUAGCAGCAGAGAUAUUGUAAUACUAAAUAAAAAUUCCCAUACUCUUACAAAAUCAAAUUCAAACACAAUAGUUAAAGAAAAGGUAGCUGCAGCGCCCAAAGUAACUUCGACAUCAAAUGCAGAAAAGUUUUUAUACACAAAUAAGACGAAUAUAGACAAUUUAUCGAAAAAAAUCGAAGAUCCGAAAGUACAACAAGAAGCAGACGCACAAUUUUCUAGUUCAAACAAUCCUCUCUCGAUAUUGAAAAAUGUAGUCCACAUAGAAGCCGAUGAGUAUGAUAAAACUGAAUCCAGUAAAGCAAUAAGUAAUCAAACGUCGAAAGACAAAGAAUUGAUUAAGCAAUCUAAUACCGAAGUUAAAUCAAAUACUCACGACUUAACGGAAUAUGUGCCUAUUCAAAAAGUGUCAAAUAUAAAUAAACCUGUGAUCUUAAAUAACAUUUUAAGAGGCCCAACUAUGAAAAUCAAAAAAUUGUCGUUUACACCGUUCAAACAGAACUUGGGAACAGGUUUAUUGAAAAAAAAAUUUCUCGUUACAAAUUCGGUUACGAAUUUAAGUACUUCUUCAAAAACAAACAGUGCUAUUAUCAAUUCAGUUGAUCUCACAGAUACAGUGUCUGACAACAAUAGAAAUCUUAUGGACAAAGUUAUAACGAUUGGAAAUAAAAGCAAAAAUACUUCAAAAGGUUAUGUAGCAACUAUAACUGGUUCGGCAAAAGACCUCAAGAUUGUUCGGACUGGAGAAAAGUCUUCGCCUUUUUCGGUGGAUUUGACGGAUGAUUCUUCCAGUAGAAGUAAUGACUUCAUAGCAACAGUCGACGCCAAAACUAGUGACACUAAGAAAAUACAGAAGACGCUCGUGACGUCGGAAAUAGCCAAAAAAAAGUCAUUCGAAAAAUUGACGCUAAAGGACUUUGACAUCGAGGAUAUCGACGAUAUUAUUGAACUCGACUAA